Penicillium atrosanguineum is the source of this 726-nucleotide messenger RNA. RefSeq names its product Enoyl-CoA hydratase AFT3-1. NCBI's taxonomy places the organism in Eukaryota, Fungi, Ascomycota, Eurotiomycetes, Eurotiales, Aspergillaceae. The transcript is spliced from 4 exons. The annotation marks the transcript as partial. The record is from RefSeq and is a predicted model, not a curated record.
AUGUUUGCUUUUCAUCUGUUUUCGGCGUGGCUCUUGGCUGUCGCUGCACCGGCUUCCGGACUGAGUUUCAAUAUCCCGACAUCCCCACCAUCGAAUUACAGUGCACAACUUUCAGCCGCUCCAGUCGACUUCUACUCACAUCGUAGCUUCGAAAUUUUUGCAUUCCCCGAGUAUAUCCAAGAUAUACAAUCAACGACGUGCUUGAAGAAUAUGAAAGACUUGACGGGAACAUGGCCACCUAUAAGAAUUGGAGGCACGACUCAAGAUCGUGCAACAUACAAUGCGUCGUCAGCGGAGACUGUCAAUUACACUGUGGCUAGCACGAUCGAUGCACCCGAAUCUCUGACUUAUGGCCCUUCUUUUAUUUCCUUAGCUGCAAGUUACGCUGGCAGGGUGAUUGUUUGUUUAAAUCGCCGAUUGGAUAAACUAUCCAACAUAGCUUCUGCAGCGCUUCUCAUUCAAAGCCAGAUAAAAAACCUUUAUUCCGGAAAAUCCUGGACAGCUGCCACAGACGAGGCUUCCCAAGUAAGCUGGCAAGAAACCGUCUGCGGGAACCUAUCAUCAUCAGACGUUAUCUCUGCAGGAGUCUACUUUGGCACUCCUCCAAUGAGUGUAAAAGACCUCGCAUCCAGAGAGGAGAGUACAAAUAGCCGUGUCAAAAAUUAUUGCUCUCACAACUAUGGCCAAAAAUUGCUCAGCAAUUGGUCGGCCUGUCUAUCUUUAAUA